AUGUCUGUAAACCCGAGCCACGAUAUGUCAGAGGAGACUUUCAAGCGUCGCAACCGAGCCGACAGCGGCACCUUUACAUGUGAAGAUGAAACGGAAAGUUUCCGCGAGGCAAUGCUACGCCUUGCCGACUACCUGAUCGAAGAAGACCCCAAACUCGACAAACCCGAUCAGCUUACCCUUCGUUACUUCAGGCGAGUCUACCAGAUCCUAGACAACACCAACUACGUAAUUACUAGAUUCCUGGACCGUACCCAACUAACUACAUCGCCCUCUGAUCCUGCCGAUGCACCAGGUGUGGCUCAUUGCAUACAGCUUGUGUCGAAUAACGAAUCUGGAAGUUGGGCAGAGAACCGGGCAGAGAAUGAGCGUACUGUCAAGAAUUUGCUGCUAGACCGAGCAAAUCGAGCAUGCAAUCGCGAUAUUUUCGCUGUUGGAAAAGUCGUCGGUGGACGAUGGAUUAUCGAGUCCGAACUGGGAGGUGUUGACGGGACUUUCAAUCAAGGUAUCCUCUUCGUGCGCGAUAAUCUCCAAGAAGAUAUGCGCAUCAUGAAGGUCUUACCUUCAGAAGCCAUGUAUCCGGGCUUUCAAGCCCGAGAGAUGAACAUCCUGAGCCGCCUACAUCAUCGCAACAUCAUUACCCUCUACGACGCGCAUCUCCCUAGCCCUGUCACAGAACGUCACGCCUCGCCCUACAUCGUGACAGAGUACUGCGACCAUGGUACUCUAGCCGAUUUAAUCAAAAUAUGGAACGAACAUGGCGAGCUCCUUCCCGAAAGCUUCGUCUGGCAAGUCUUCGAAGCCCUCGUAGCAGCCGUCCAGUACCUGCAUCACGGACCAUAUCCCUACAACGAGGCAGCCUACAAUUGGGAUCCCAUCACCCACCGCGACAUCAUCCCAUCCAACAUCUUUUUGAAGAGCGAUACGCAAGUCAUCCCAAGCGACUAUCCCAUCAGCAUCAAAUUAGCAGAUCUCGGCUGCGCCAUCACCAAUAGCGAGAUGGAAGCUUACAACUAUACCCUUCGUGAUCUUCCUCUCGUGGCUGAUCAGUACAGGCCUCCAGAAGGGGCGCAAGCGACUGAAGCGACGGAUAUGUAUCAAGUUGGGCUGGUCAUGUCGCUGAUGUAUUGUAUGACGGAUAGCCCUUCAAGCAACAUUGCUGAAACAGGCAACUUGACCCAGGACUACCUUGCGGGUUAUAAGGGUUAUUCGUCUGAGUUGCGGAUGUUCAUCGAGAUGUGCCUUGAUGUUGACGAUGAACAGCGGCCUCAUACGAACUUUUUCCUACUGCGCAUACAAAGUGCGAGGAGGUUCUUGAGCAAUGCGGGGAAGUUUGGUGCGCAAGUCGACCUUUUCGCACAGGGUUGA
Alternaria arbusti is the source of this 1365-nucleotide messenger RNA. RefSeq lists its product as uncharacterized. Gene Ontology annotation, molecular function: ATP binding; protein kinase activity. The coding region runs from base 1 to 1365 and encodes 454 amino acids. Lineage: Eukaryota; Fungi; Ascomycota; Dothideomycetes; Pleosporales; Pleosporaceae. The record is from RefSeq and is a predicted model, not a curated record. The transcript has a single exon. Gene Ontology annotation, biological process: protein phosphorylation.